Anolis carolinensis (green anole) is the source of this 3111-nucleotide messenger RNA. Its product is annotated as pancreatic alpha-amylase. The transcript is spliced from 10 exons. Bases 1465 to 3003 code for a protein of 512 amino acids. The record is from RefSeq and is a predicted model, not a curated record. Gene Ontology annotation, biological process: carbohydrate metabolic process. Lineage: Eukaryota; Metazoa; Chordata; Lepidosauria; Squamata; Anolidae. Gene Ontology annotation, molecular function: alpha-amylase activity; cation binding.
UUUUUUUAAAAAAAAGGGCAAUAAACACAAUAUUUUUAGAAUUUGUUUUUAAAAAUAUGUUAUCUUUGUAAUGUCCAGGUAGCCCCUGAGUUACAAACAUCUGAUUUACAAAUGACUCAGAGAUAACAAUGAGGAUGAGACAACAGGAAGUGUGAGAAAUUGACCCUUCGGAAGAGAAAUUCACUCCUGGAAGAGUUAUCAUGGGGAAAAAAGUGUAUCAACUGAAGCUUUCUCAUCAAUUGUUUCCACAAGCCAAUUUGUUCAAAAUCCAAUGAUCACAGGGACAGAAAGUUAGGUGAAGUCCUCUGAACAGGAGCACAGAUAGCAAAACAAACACCACAGGGGUGUUACCUAUGCUAUCCAAAACUAAUAAUAUUUUUGGCUGGAGUUACGCUUUAAAAAUGUACCUGUUCUGACUUAAAUACAAAUUCAGUUCAAGAACAAACCUACAGAACCUGUCUUGGUUGUAAUUUGGGAACUACUUGUACUAUUGUCUUUUCUGUUAUGAUUUUUAUUUUCAUGAGUUAUUAUUUUGUUUGCUGUCCAAUGUGGUGUAGUAAUUUGAGUAAGACCUUCCUUAUAAAUUUCAGAUUUCAAUAUUAAUGUCAAAAUAUGUAGUAUGGUUUUACACAGGAUUUGUGCUACAUUAGAACAGUAAAGACAAAUAUCACUUAUGCAAAAUAAACAUUAAAUAUUAAAUAACCAAAAAUAAAAUAAAAUAAGGUGUAAACACUAAACUAAUCUGGGAAUCUGCAAUUGCAAUAGAUUGGACUCAGACUGAGGGUGCAAGUCCCUGCUUAACAUGGAAAUCCUCUGAGUAGCUUUGGGCAAAUUCCACUCUCUCAGCCUCAGAUAGAGGCAAUGGUAAACUCCUGAACUAAUUUGGUCAAGAAUCCAUCCACAUUAGAAUUAAAAAAUUAAUGCAGUUUAAUUGCCAUUACUCAAUAGUAUUACUAUGGAACCAUGGAAUUUGUAGUUUGGAAAGGCACUGGCUUUCUUAAGAAGAGAAAAUUAAAGGUCUUGUAAAACUACCACUCCCAUGAUUUCAUAGCAUUGAGCCACGAGAGUUAAUAGUGGUGUCAAACUACCUUCAUUCUAUGGUUUAGAAACUCCCACAGUCUUAUGUUGGUUUAAUAUGCAACAUUCUAAUACACAGUACGUUCUUUUGAGGAAUGCUAUCUAAUCUAUUCAGAUGAGAACCUGAGCAUGAGAGAUCACCUUGAAUCUUAUCCUUGUCUAUGCAUUUGAAGUUCUUAGCCAGAGAAUUUGGUUUGUUAUCUUCACCUGUUAUGUUGUUGAAACCCUCAAAUGGAAUGACCUUUGAUUACGGGGAAAUAACUAAAUAAAACCAAUCGUGGGUUGAAUGUCUCAUGACUGACGUGUACUUUGAGCUGCAGCAGGAACAUAUAAAUAGUCACCGAAAUCAGCGAAGUCGAGCACAGAGACGAAAUUGACCUGAACAGUAUGAAGAUUUUUUUCCUCCUAGUGGCUUUUGAGCUUUGUUGGGCUCAGUACAACCCAAAUACAAAGUCUGGAAGGACCUCUAUUGUCCACCUCUUUGAAUGGCGUUGGGCUGACAUUGCUCUGGAGUGUGAGCGCUAUCUGGCACCUAAUGGAUAUGGUGGAGUGCAGAUCUCCCCUCCAAAUGAAAAUAUUGUCAUUACAAAUCCAUGGAGGCCAUGGUGGGAAAGAUAUCAGCCCAUCAGCUACAAACUAUGUUCACGAUCUGGGAGUGAAAAUGAAUUCAUAGACAUGGUCACCAGAUGCAACAAUGUUGGAGUACAUAUCUAUGUUGAUGCUGUAGUCAACCACAUGUGUGGAUCUGGAGGUGGAGAAGGCACCCAUUCUACUUGUGGAAGCUAUUUUAAUGCCGGUACCCGUGACUUUCCUGCAGUCCCUUAUUCAGCAUGGGACUUCAAUGAUGGGAAAUGCAAAACAUAUAGUGGAGAGAUUGAAAAUUACAAUGAUGCUUACCAGGUCCGUGAUUGUCGCCUUGUUAGUCUUCUUGACCUUGCUCUGGAGAAGGACUAUGUGCGCUCAACAGUUGCUAACUUUAUGAAUCGCCUGAUUGACAUUGGAGUAGCAGGAUUUCGGAUUGACGCUUCCAAACAUAUGUGGCCUGGGGACAUGAAAGCAUUUUUAGACAAGCUAAAGAAUUUGAACACAAGUUGGUUUCCUGAAGGAACAAAGCCAUUCAUCUUUCAAGAGGUGAUUGAUUUGGGUGGAGAGGCCAUCUCAGCCAGUGAAUACUUCGGAAAUGGCCGGGUAACAGAAUUCAAAUAUGGUGCAAAAUUAGGGACAGUCAUUCGCAGGUGGAAUGGAGAAAAGAUGGCUUAUCUAAAGAACUGGGGUGAAGGCUGGGGUUUCAUGUCUUCUGACAGAGCUCUGGUUUUUGUGGAUAAUCAUGAUAACCAGAGAGGACAUGGUGCUGGCGGAGCUUCCAUUUUGACUUUUUGGGAUCCUAGACUCUACAAAAUGGCAAUUGGUUUCAUGCUUGCUCACCCCUAUGGUUUUACUCGAAUCAUGUCAAGUUUCCGUUGGUCAAGGAAUUUUGUGGAUGGAAAGGAUGUGAAUGACUGGAUGGGACCUCCAAGCAAUUCUGAUGGCUCAACUAAGUCAGUCACCAUUAAUCCAGAUACAACCUGUGGCAAUGGGUGGGUCUGUGAACAUCGAUGGCGUCAAAUAAGGAAUAUGGCUAUUUUCCGCAAUGUUGUUGAUGGACAGGCUUUUACCAAUUGGUGGGACAAUAAUAGUAAUCAAGUGGCAUUUGGUCGUGGCAACAAAGGAUUCAUUGUCUUUAAUAAUGACGACUGGAACUUGUCUGAAACACUGCAAACCGGUCUUCCUGCAGGCACAUAUUGUGAUAUAAUUUCUGGUGAAAAAGAGGGGAAAAGCUGCACUGGAAUCAGAAUUGAAGUCCAAGGUGAUGGCAAAGCUUAUUUUCAGAUCAGCAACACUGCUGAAGACCCAUUUGUUGCAAUUCAUGUUAAUGCAAAAUUAUAAUUCUGUCCAAACAAAUGUCCUUCCUUGAUCUUGCUUUCCUAAACAAUUGGAGUGAUGUAGAAUAAUACAGAAAAAUUUUAAAAUAGAAUAAAUGGCUAUAAUAUUCAA